AUGGACUGGUGUAUACUUGUGGACAUCCUCCCACUUACCAGCAUCCUGUACUCUAGUGACGGAUGUGAAUGCCCCAUCAAAAACAACUGUAGCUGUGGUAUUGAAGACUCCUCGACAUUAGAUCUAAAUGGGAGGCAGAACGCCUUUGGAAACAGAAACGAUUAUUUCAAUGGAUCAAGAAAUAACACAAGUAUUCCUACAGCAACAUUGGAAUAUGAAGACCCCAUUUACAAUGCAGUUAUAGUUGUUGAAAAAAUAACCAUACCAGUUAUAUGUGUUUUUGGACUUGUGGGCAACACGCUGUCCACGUUGACUUUCCUUCGUAUUCCUCUUCGUAGAGCGCAUUGUUCUAUCUAUCUUGCAGUAAGGGGAAUGAGCGACAAUGGCUUCUUGAUAAGCCUUUUGAUGACUUGGGUUUCAAGUGUUUUUGAACUAAGACUAAGUCGGCUCAAAGGUGUGUGUCAAGCUAUUAUUUUUACGACAUAUGUCUGUGGAUGUGUGUCUGUGUGGUUGUGCGUGUUCAUAACGGUUGAGAACUUCUUACUUAUUAAAAACCCAAUUAUGGCUAGACGAAUGUGCCGAGAUAUCAUUGCAAAACAAAAUAUAUUACCCAUUGCGAAAGUAACAAAAAUGUUAUUUGUAGUGUCUUUAGUGUUCUUUGCUCUGAACCUCCCAAGCCAUGCUAUCCGUUUAUGGCUUCUUGUGAAUUAUUUUAUAAAAGGACAAUCGUCGACAACGACAACAACUGCUACGAUUCAAUCAGCAUUUCAGAUCCUCUAUUACACUAGUUUUUCAAUAAACAUUAUCGUAUACGCUAUAUUUGGCUCCAACUUCCGGCGACUGUUCCGGACAACCUUCUGUCGUUACCAGCCGCCGACUGUCUCUACCCAGGUGCAGACAGACGUAGUGACCCUAGGAAGGAUGCGACGUCAGUCGAACAAUGCUACAUCGGAGAUCAUAUCAAAUGGCUGUGAUUGUCAACUACUUGCGCCUACUAUUGUUGAAAGGUGUCAAACCAACUGA
Molecule: messenger RNA, 1023 nt
Organism: Mya arenaria
Lineage: Eukaryota; Metazoa; Mollusca; Bivalvia; Myida; Myidae
Product: somatostatin receptor type 2-like
Exons: 3
Coding region: 1-1023 (340 amino acids)
Biological process (GO): G protein-coupled receptor signaling pathway
Cellular component (GO): plasma membrane
Molecular function (GO): G protein-coupled receptor activity
Source: RefSeq, a predicted model, not a curated record